CGGAGACCAGUUUCGUUAAACUAAUCGAACUAUCAACAUGUCUGGACGCGGUAAAGGAGGCAAAGUUAAGGGAAAGGCAAAGUCCAGGUCCAGCCGUGCUGGACUCCAGUUCCCAGUUGGACGUAUCCAUCGUCUUUUGAGGAAGGGCAACUAUGCUGAGCGUGUCGGAGCCGGUGCCCCCGUCUACAUGGCCGCCGUCAUGGAGUACCUCGCAGCUGAGGUCCUCGAGCUGGCUGGAAACGCUGCUCGUGAUAACAAGAAGACCAGAAUCAUCCCCCGUCACCUCCAGCUUGCCAUCAGGAACGACGAGGAGUUGAACAAACUUCUGUCCGGUGUCACCAUCGCCCAGGGAGGUGUCCUGCCCAACAUUCAGGCCGUCCUCCUCCCCAAGAAGUCUGAGAAGACCAAGGCUUAAGCGCCCAUUUCUCAAUCCAAAUAAACCCCGGCCCUUUU
Molecule: messenger RNA, 453 nt
Organism: Eurytemora carolleeae
Lineage: Eukaryota; Metazoa; Arthropoda; Copepoda; Calanoida; Temoridae
Product: histone H2A
Exons: 1
Coding region: 38-415 (125 amino acids)
Cellular component (GO): nucleosome
Molecular function (GO): protein heterodimerization activity; DNA binding; structural constituent of chromatin
Source: RefSeq, a predicted model, not a curated record